Impatiens glandulifera is the source of this 1680-nucleotide messenger RNA. RefSeq lists its product as uncharacterized. The coding region runs from base 87 to 1538 and encodes 483 amino acids. NCBI's taxonomy places the organism in Eukaryota, Viridiplantae, Streptophyta, Magnoliopsida, Ericales, Balsaminaceae. The record is from RefSeq and is a predicted model, not a curated record. The transcript is spliced from 3 exons.
CAAAUCGACCAGUGAAGACUGAAGAGAGUGAGAGAGAAAGAAAUUGAGAUUUGGAGGUUCUUGGUUUUGGUGAUCUUUCUAAUCCAAUGGCGGGUUUACGACUCCCCUUCGUAUCAUCUCUAGCUAACGCUAUUGUUUCUCUUCAAAAGGAACCCAUUUCUACUCCCGCCCCAUUCAAGCUCACUCGAAGAAGAACAAGAAAGAAUCAUCUUCGCCUAAAGAUUCUCAAGAAACCCCAAACCGAAAUUCUCUUCCCCGAACCAUUUCCCGAAUCUCCCACAAUCCAAUUUCAAACCCCAUCUCCAGAUUUAUCAGACCCAUUUCUCGAACAGGAUGCAAACCAAGGAACAACCACUGAUACCCAUCAACAACAACAAUCUCAGUAUUCAUCAGACCGAUUUGUCGAACUCGACCCAAAUGAAGGAACUACAGAAACAAUCGGAGUUCCCGUCGGCGGCAGCGAUGCUGGUGGUGUCAAUACUACAUUUUCGACGAGGUCAGUUGUUAAAGUAGGGAUGUAUUUAGUUGCAGCUUUUCUAUUUCAAACAGUAUUCGCUGUAUUAGUAUUCCGGCCAGAUGGUUAUGAACGUGAUGAUAGAAGAUUGGAUGAUGUAAAUGAGAAAGAAGUAGAAGGAAAUUCUAGUAUGGGUGUUGAUGAAUCUGAAAUGGGAAAGAAAGUUUUUGAGAUUCAAGCCAUGGCUAGAGCUGCUAGAGUGAAAGAAAGAUUGGAGUUUGAAAGAAAUAGGGCAGACAGUGAUGAAGUUAUUAGAACUGGCAUAGGGAAGGAGGUUGAUAACAAACUGGUUAAUGUAAGAACAAGAUUGCAGAAAAGUCCAGUGAAGCUACCAUUGUCUAUGCCCGAAACUGAUCAGGAUCAAGAGACAUCUAAUUUAGGUGAUUCUGAAAACUUGUUGAUGUUUGAGAAAAAGUACAAGUUCAAGAACUCAUCAGCUAAACCGGAUAAUAAGCCCCUUGGAUUUCGAGGUUUCAGCAACAAUGGCAAGUCUGGAAGAAUCGGAGAUGAACUAAACGGAAGCCAUAAGAGUAGAAGAAAAGGGAAACCAGUCAAACCAGCUAUAGCAAACAGAAGAAAGGUUGAAGAAAGUGAUCAAAUGAAAAAUGGUAUUGCUGAAUCAAGAAAACAAAACAGAGAGUUGGAUGAUAAUAAAGACGAUGAUCUGUGGUGGUUGAAACUUCCUUAUGUUAUGGCUGUUUUUAUGCAUGGGCGUGAGGAAGGUGAAGGACCAGAAGGGUUGUUUUCGAUAAAGUUGGCGAAUUCAAGUGAUAUGUUGUCGUCUCAUACUGUUGCUUUUGAAGAUCGUGGCGAUGCUAUCAACUUCUGUUAUAUACUGCAGUCGUUUUUUGGUGAACUUAACGAUUUUAAUGCCGAUAUUCUUCCAUUACCAGUAAAGGAACUGGAAGUGGAAGUUAAGUCAAAGAAGAUGAAGGUAAUCGUGGUAAAGAAGGGACAAUUGAAGCUGUAUGCUGGACAAUCGCUUUCUGAAGUCGAGUCAGCUUUACAUUCUUUAGUUAAAUGAGACACAACAAGAAUGUUGUACAGAAGAAGAAGGUGAUGCAAGCUCUAAAGAUGAUUUCUUCAUAUAGGUUCAAACUUUCUUCAAUUCAACACAUUGCAAUUUUGUCCAAUAUGUAUUUUUUAAUCUAUUCAUUAUUGUUGUU